AUGAAAAAACGAAAACAGACAAAGCCCGAAUUUUUAACUGCGUCUGUGAAAAGGUUCCCCUCCGCCUCCUUUCGUUCCAACUCCAGAGCACAAACUUCCAUACAGAAAUCAGAAAUGGCUCUUUCUUUCUCCCGAUUCCCAUUUUGCCCCUCCACCGUAGUCAUCUCUCGCCCAAACCCCACCGAAUUCCCCACUGCAGCAAAACCCACAACCUUAUUCACCCAACACGCCCCGAAAUUUUCACAAUUUGCACAAAAGCUCCACUAUUUCAGUGUUAUUCCAAAAGCCUCCAGCGAAGACGAAAGCAGAGCGAACCCAGCUGCAGAGGGUCAGGAAGAAAGCUCCCAGAGAGAUGAAAUGACGGAACUGGGCAUGGAAAUUAAGAAGGCAAUGAAGGAGAAGGAGGAGCAAAAGGAAGGGGGUCUGUUGGGAGGGGUCGCUGAGGAAAUAAGAGAAAUUGAGUGGCCUGCUUUUAAUAAAGUUUUGGGGACUACUGGAGUUGUGUUGGGGGUCAUUGCAGGCUCCAGUGUCGUUUUGCUCACUGUUAAUGCCGUUUUGGCUGAGAUUUCUGACCGGGUUUUUGCGGGGAGGGGCGUUCAGGAUUUCUUUGGUUGAUGAUGGAUGAGGAUAAAGGAGUCUUGAUUUGGUGUGGAAGGGCGCACUGUUUCUUCCCCUGCUCCGCCUGCCUUUUGAUCAAGAGAAUUUAAGUGAAUUUUUCUUCUAUUGAGCUCAGUUUUACUUCUGGGCAUUUUCAUUUAUCUUACUUUUUUAUUUUUAUUUAUUGCCAAUUUCCUAUAUAUAGUCAUUGUGAAAGUAAAUAUUAUUUCUGACAAUUUUUGGAGAUUU
Messenger RNA from Sesamum indicum (sesame), 846 nucleotides. It is a transcript of the gene SECE1, whose product is annotated as secE/sec61-gamma protein transport protein. NCBI's taxonomy places the organism in Eukaryota, Viridiplantae, Streptophyta, Magnoliopsida, Lamiales, Pedaliaceae. Gene Ontology annotation, cellular component: chloroplast thylakoid membrane. The record is from RefSeq and is a predicted model, not a curated record.